This is a messenger RNA of Zerene cesonia (dogface butterfly), 2772 nucleotides long. Its product is annotated as BMP and activin membrane-bound inhibitor homolog. Bases 263 to 1030 code for a protein of 255 amino acids. The transcript has 5 exons. NCBI's taxonomy places the organism in Eukaryota, Metazoa, Arthropoda, Insecta, Lepidoptera, Pieridae. The record is from RefSeq and is a predicted model, not a curated record.
CCCUUUCGUUCCCGCAUCAACGUCAGUGCCUUUUUAGCAGUUGUCAGCGAAGCUUGUGUCGCUGUGUCCGAAAAUAAUAUGAGCGCGUGUUAGUUAUUUUAUCUAAAGCUUUUUGUGACAUACGGAGAUAUAGUUAAAUAGUGUACUGAUUACCCAUAUGGAUUUGAACAGUGUAUUGACGAUGGACUAAUUGAAAAAAAUAAACAAUGUUAUGGUGAUUUUAAUGAGUGUUUGUUAGUAAUAGAUUGUAAUUGAGGUAGCUAUGGCAAUGGCUAAUUUUAGCCUGUGUUUGGUUCUAAUUCUAUACCAACUCUCAGCAGUUUAUAGCAACGAAGCGUCUUCGGAAUUGUUGGAUCUUGGAUUGGCAGAUCCAAAACCAGAGGGAGAAGUGGAAGGCGUGAGAUGCUACUGUAAUACAGCGCAAUGCGUGAGCACGGGAUACAUGUGCCGCUCAAGAAAAGGUGGUGGGUGCUACAGCGAGUUACCGCCCCGAAGGCACCAUGCAAGACACGGUUGUCUCCAUCAUUUAGCUGAAAGAGAAGAAGAGGCGCUCUCCCACUGCCAGAACGCACCCUCGUCCGGCGGGCCACCCCCUCGGGAACAUUCCCUGCUACUCUGCUGCUUCCGAGAUCUCUGCAACCAUGAAGACAGCCCAAUUGCCCGGGCAAGACUCAACCUUACUGCCAAUGACUUAGAAGGCAGUGCAGUGGCCAGCGAGCGAGGCGCCAGCUACAACGGCGAGGUGUGGUUCAAAGCGGCGACCAUCGCCGUGCCGGUGUGCGGCGCUCUUAUCUUAUUCCUCCUGGUGGCUGUCGCUGUUCGACUGCUAAGAGCUGACGCGUUGUUACACGCUGACAGGAAACUGAGAGGGGGCUACAUAACACCACCGCAGCACAGCACGGACGAUGUAAAGAAAGUAUGGGUGGGGAACUCAGCCCCCCUCCUAGUGGCUCCCGGGGGGUGCCUGGUCGCGGUGGAGCGGGCGCAACUAGUCGACAUGCCCGCGCCGCUCUGUGAUAUACAACGAUAGACUGUACUAUGUAAUCUCUGCCCGCUGAACCGUGCGCUGACGGCGAGACUUGAUGUGUGCGUGACGCUAUAAUGGUUGUAGGAUUUGACGAUAGAUGGCGCGAUUCUAAAAAUGUUUGGUCUUUUGAGAGCUUGCAAGCAUUUUAGCUGUGUCUUAUUGUUCUAUCUUGAUUGAUGUAACUUCGUAGUAAUUCUUGCUAUUAUUACGGAAUAAUAGAUUUGUAUGAAAGAUUUUAAAUGUAAGCUGAAACAUAAAUUUGUAUUAAAAUGAAUCUUCUUAAUGAUCUCACCAACAAACGUCACUUCACGGGGCAGCUGGCUUGUAUACCAAAUCUACCAUAUGUAUAUUUAAUGUUUUGUUAUUUUUAUAAGCUUCGUGUUCCUUUAUUGUAAAUGUAAUCGACUAUUUUGAGACGGUUUUUCGGUAAAUGCUUUGUUGCCACGAUUUUUUAGUCGUUCAUAUCUGACAAUAAUGAUAUGUUGAAAGUACACGAACCUGUCAAUUAUGAGGCUGAACAAUGUUUAUCAAUCCAAAUUUUAAUAUUUUCUUACAAAAUUAUACAAGAGCAAUAUUUUGAUAUAACAUAUACUCAAUGAAUAACCUUAGGGCCACGUUUAUACGGUCUUUAAACCGAUAAACCUGUUCAAAUAAAAUUUUAAAACUUUAUUAUUAUUAUCAUACUGGUGUAGGGAGUAAUUCCCGUUUAAGAAAUGAACAGCUAUGUCCACCUGACUCAUUCUUUUGCAGCGUUUUGUAUCACUCAAGCUAAGUAUUGCCAAUCCAAAAAAAUCGACUAUCGACUGGCAUAGAAGCGUCGUUCUAUUAAUACAAAGCUUUUAGUAAUAAACAGGAUAUUUGAAACAAAAUAAUAGAACAUUGACCAAUUAAUUGUACAUAAUAUUUUUGUUAGUUGUUACCUGUUACAUAAUUCUAUAAGCCGUCAACAUUUUGCUAGUCUCGUAAUCUUUUUAUCAGCGUAUUUUAUUCGUAUAACAAAUAUCACAAUAUUAAAAUCAAUUAAUAAUGGACUCCGUCGCCAAAUUGUAAAUUUAUGUGUAAAUAUGAUAAUUUAGUUUAGUUCUUUGGCAAUAAUGUGCACCAAUUUAUUAUAGAUCUUAACACAAUGGUUUAUGCGUGAAAUAAAGAUAUAUUUUAUGACUCCUUUACGUUCAUUUUUAGUCCAAUCCGUUACAUGAUAAUGAAUUUACGAUAAAUAUUUAUGGUGUAAUACUGUUAUAAGGAUGAUUUAAUCAUGAAACAAUUGAAGGAAUAAUGUACGGUUGUGGAUUAAAAAUGGAUUAAGUAUUAAAAUAUUACCUGGCAAAUACCUUGAACGUUUUUCAUGAAUGUCUGGUAAAAAGUAAUUUUGAUUUUGACUUUAAGAAAUCAUGGACCAAUAGUGUUACAAAAACGAUGACAUUGACAGAACAAUGACAAAUACCGCUCGCUUAUUGGCUCCCGAAAUGUUGUACGUUAAUAUACCAACGUUCGAGUUAUUCGCCUGAAACUAAACAAUUUACAAUUAUAAAUCAAUUUUUAGAUGAUUUCUGAAAAGUGAAACACGUGAUAAUAUUCUGUAACUAACUCUUAAGAACUUAUAAUAGGACACGAUAUAUUAGUGUUAUUUAAUUUACGUAGCGUUGCGCUGACCAGUGUUAUAGAUUAAGGUUGACAUAAGCUUCCCUGAGGUGCCUUAUUAAAUAAUAAUAGGUGCGUACGUAAAUACUCUUAUAAUAAUGAAU